GGAGAGGCAUCUGCGCACUGCCAGCUCAGCUGACAGCAGCGCGGAAGUCAGAUGAUCAUGGCAGACUCUGGAAGUACCGAAGAAGUAGCCGUGAUUGGUAACACCGACAUCACUUCAACGGAAUCAGAGAACAACAUUAUGAACACGAUGGUGGAAAGAGGCACAGCUCUGUUAAGAAAAAUGGAGAUAAGUGUUGCAGAGGCAGAGAAGAGGACAGGGAAGAACACAGUUAAUAUGCAAGAAACCUACACUGUCUACCUCAUAGAAAUACGGUCAGCUGAGUCUGUCCCAGAAGGAGGUACACCAGCUGCACCUGACACUUUGUGGAGACGCUACAGUGAAUUUGAGCUGCUCAGAACAUACCUCCUGGUCACUUAUCCCUACAUCAUCAUCCCCCCACUGCCAGAGAAAAGGGCUGAGUUUGUGUGGCACAAACUUUCAGCUGACAACCUCGACCCAGACUUUGUUGAGCGACGGAGAGUUGGUCUGGAAAAUUUUUUACUGCGUGUGGCAUCACAUCCCGUCCUUUCAAAUGACAAAAUUUUCUUCCUUUUUCUCACUGAGGAAAAAGGAUGGAGGGAGGCAGUUCUGGAAACAGGUUUCCAAGACAAGGUGGACUCAAGACUCAAGUCUUUGAAUGCCUCAUUCAGAGUGAAGAACCCUGACAAGCGAUUCACAGCACUGAAACACUACAGUGAUGAAUUGAACACUGUCAUCUCUCAGCUACUCAGAGUGAGAGCACGAGUAGCAGACAGACUGUAUGGAGUUUUUAAGGUCCACGCUAAUUACGGCAGAGUUUUCAGUGAGUGGAGUGUGAUAGAAAAAGAGAUGGGAGAUGGUUUGCAGAGUGCUGGCCACCACAUGGACACGUAUGCUGCAUUAAUAGAUGAUAUACUAGAAGAAGAAGAGCACUAUGCGGACCAACUGAAGGAAUAUCUCUUCUACACUGAUGCCGUCAGAUCCGUCUGUAGGAAACAUGAGUUGGUCCAGUAUGAGUUAGAGAUGGCAGCUCAGGACCUCACCUACAAGAAGCAACAGAAAGAAGAAUUGGCCACUGGGACGGUGCGAAUCUUUUCUCUGAAGGGAAUGACCAGUAAGUUAUUUGGUCAAGAAAGCCAGGAACAGAGGGAGAGCAGGAUAGCAGCCCUGGAACAGAGCAUCCAGGAAGGAGAGGAAGCACUGAAGGAGAAAAAUGCAGAGUGCCAGGAGUUUGUGGGAACAGCCUGGGAUGACAUUGAACGUUUCAAGGAACAGAAGAAUAAAGAUUUACAUGAAGCUCUAAUCAACUAUGCCAUAAUGCAGAUCAGCAUGUGUAAGAAGGGAAUCCAGGUGUGGUCCAAUGCCAAGGAGUGUUUCAGUAAAAUGUGAGCCCCUUUAUACGCCAUCCAUGCUUUGCACCAAAACCAGUAGUCUCUCAGAUUCUGCAGACUGGGACCGUCAGCCAUUUGUUAUGCUGCAGUCUUGUGGAGAUGGGUGUGAGGCACAUACUGCCUCCAGUUUGCAUGCAGUGCUACUGAAAAUUAUUCUGGUAACUUUUCUGUCUUUGUCAUACACACACAUUCAUUUGGAAACAGUGAGACCAAUUAAAUGGAUUCUUUAAUGAAUUGAAUGCCUUUUGAAGUUCAGGUGUCUUAAUUGUACCUUUUCUUGGUACUCUGCUCAUAUAAUCUUUGUACUGCUGCCAAUCCAAAUUCUACUUUCUCAUCUUGUUGCACAGUCUGCCUCAUGUCCAAGCAGAAAAUUCAACACUACGUAUGUAUAAUUUUGGAAUUGAUUGUCUUUUAAUUACUUAUGUUUUUCAUCCAAAAUAAAAGAAGUGCACUAUAGAUGCCUGUUUGAAAUCCAGUCCUAAGAACCAGAACAUUCAUGUAACUUGAUUUAGAGUUGCUGGAAUUGAAAUGUGGUAUCUACUCAGCAGUGACUGUACAAACAAUGAACCGAAGAAUGGCUGAAGAAAAUACUUACAUUGAUGGCAUUAUUGAACAGCAUCUUGUUUGUGUUUGUGCUAUAUUGGCUCUGGUUGAAUAUCCAAAUCUGGAUUACCAUUUUAAGGGUGUCAGACUUAGUAAACAGCUCAGUCUCCCAAACAUUAGCUUGACAGUAAAUUCAACAUGCUAACAACUAAUUGUAUUGUCUGCCUCGAAGAAAAAUGCAAUUCUGAAAGCCCCAACACUUGUGAUGUUUCCUUUUUUUAAUGCAUCAAACUGAAGUUAGUCUUCAUACCAAUAUUGCUUGAUAUUGGCCUGAAAUUGUUUUGUGCAAAAAUGAAACAGCAAAGAAGUGCUACAAGGAGGGUCUCACAAUGUUUUGGUCGCAGUGUUUACUUCUCUGCAUACCUCUUUGAUCUACCAUUUCACCCUAAGUUAUCAGAGUUUCUUCUUCAGAGUCAAACGUAAUCAGCCAAACAAACUUUUCUGAUGUUUUAUGGAACGUAGUGACCAAAAAACACAAAUACAUUAACUAGUUCUAUUUGGCUUUUUUUUAUUAUCUAGAUUAACAAGACACAAGCAACUAUAAGUUCCUAUACAUUGUAUAACUAUAGAUUGGUGCCAAAUGGAUCAGACAUCUAAUUAUUGUGCUGGGAUUAGCAAAUCCUACAUUUUUCUCUCAGAAGUCAGUUUACUAAAAUGAUCUGAAAGGCUUUAUACAUGUUUUUGUAGUCACUGUGUCAGAUAUUAUUGUGCUAAACUAAAUAAACCUCUUUCUGAAGCA
Melanotaenia boesemani (Boeseman's rainbowfish) is the source of this 2712-nucleotide messenger RNA. RefSeq names its product sorting nexin 4 (gene snx4). The record is from RefSeq and is a predicted model, not a curated record. Gene Ontology annotation, biological process: protein transport. Bases 52 to 1368 code for a protein of 438 amino acids. Gene Ontology annotation, molecular function: phosphatidylinositol binding. NCBI's taxonomy places the organism in Eukaryota, Metazoa, Chordata, Actinopteri, Atheriniformes, Melanotaeniidae. The transcript is spliced from 14 exons.